Dioscorea cayenensis subsp. rotundata (Guinea yam) is the source of this 360-nucleotide messenger RNA. Its product is annotated as putative germin-like protein 2-1. The record is from RefSeq and is a predicted model, not a curated record. Bases 1 to 360 code for a protein of 119 amino acids. Gene Ontology annotation, cellular component: cell wall. Gene Ontology annotation, molecular function: manganese ion binding. Lineage: Eukaryota; Viridiplantae; Streptophyta; Magnoliopsida; Dioscoreales; Dioscoreaceae. The transcript has a single exon.
AUGGCAAGAGUGGACUUAGAAAUUUAUGGACUUAACAAACCUCAUUCUAGUGAGAUUUUUACUUUGUUGGUAGGGAAAGUAUAUGUUGGUUUUAUAACAUCAAUCCCUGAGAACAACCUUUUCUCUAAAGUCCUAAACAAAGGUGACUCCUUUGUCUUCCCUAAAGGACUCAUUCACUUUGUGGUGGAUAUUGGGAAAACAAAGGCAAUUGGGAUUGCAGCUCUUGGAAGUCAGAAUCUAGGGUUUUAUUCUCUUGCUGAUGCUGUCUUGGGGACUAAUCCUAAUAUCUUUGAUGAUGUUCUUGCUAAGGCUUUUCAAUUGGACAAGAAGAUUGUUGACUGGCUUCAGUCCCAGUUCUAG